Dinoponera quadriceps is the source of this 926-nucleotide messenger RNA. RefSeq names its product extensin. The record is from RefSeq and is a predicted model, not a curated record. The coding region runs from base 1 to 597 and encodes 198 amino acids. The transcript has 3 exons. Lineage: Eukaryota; Metazoa; Arthropoda; Insecta; Hymenoptera; Formicidae.
AUGGGCAGUAGGGGUAUAUUUCAUCAAGAAAGCGCGCUUCUCGCGAUCGCCUGUUCGUCGCUGGUGCUCGCGAAGCCGGCGCCGGAGCCUCCGGCUAGCUCGUACUUUCCACCCUCCGGCGGCGGCGGUGGCGGCGGCGGCUACGGCCCGCCCGCGGACCGUUACGGGCCGCCGCAGCAGAACCCGGUGAUCCACAAGCACGUAUACGUGCACGUGCCGCCGCCGGAAGCACCCGAGUACAAAGCGCCGAAGCAUGUGCCGUUGCCGCAGCCGCCGCAGAAGCACUACAAGAUAGUGUUCAUCAAAGCGCCGACGCCGCCGACGCCGACCGCGCCGGCGCUGCCGCCUCUGCCACAGCCGGACGAGGAGAAAACGCUCAUCUACGUGCUGGUGAAGAAACCGGAGGAAGCGCCGGACGUGGUGCUGCCGACGCAGGCGCCCACGCAGCCCAGCAAGCCUGAGGUCUACUUCAUCCGCUACAAGACGCAGAAGGAGGCGCAAGGCGGCGACUACGGUCCACCAGGGCAUCAGCCAGGACCCAUCGACAGUUACGGAGCACCAGGGCCACAGGGUCCCGGUCCCAGUGGGCCUUACUAGCGUCGUCUCUCGUACGAAUGAUCGACCGUGUCUGAUCUGUUAUUCUGAAAACUCGGCAUUUUUAGAAAAAAGAGAGAGAGAGAGAAAAAGAAGAGGAGAGACACCAUUUUACGGAGGACUAUUUUCUUCGAUCGUUACUUCGCAACGUGACGCGAGUCCGGAUAUAUACCCGACCGGGGACUUCAUAUAUCAUAUAGGAGGAAUGUCGCCUAUUAUUAUUUUUUUCGAAGGAUAGGCCGCGUGGUAUUUAAAGGUACUUACGGACAGACGUGAUUCGUGUACGUUGCCGAGCCUCUAUUCACACGUUCGUUCCGCACUCGUACGCGUAU